Messenger RNA from Linum tenue, 701 nucleotides. The record is from the annotation of a GenBank genome assembly. NCBI's taxonomy places the organism in Eukaryota, Viridiplantae, Streptophyta, Magnoliopsida, Malpighiales, Linaceae.
UUCCAAGUCUUAGCACUCCUCCCUCUAUAUAUAUACGGCCCACUCAGUCUCCCCUCUCAUUUCCCAUUCAUCACUCCAAACCAAAGAGAGAUGCAGAGCUUGAAAGGAGAAGUGGAGCUGAACAUGGGAGCCCAGAGAGCGUGGGAGAUGUACAGAGACAACGACGUCAUCAGCAACAUCAACCCUCAGAUGCUUUCCCUUGCCAAGUACAUCCAAGGCGACGGCAGCCCAGGCAGCCUCAGGCUCUUCCAGCUCGGACCUGCUGUGCAGAGCUACGUGAAGGAAUCGACGGAGAAGAUAGAGAAGGUGGAACCCGGCCGCUCCGUGACGUACAGGGUCAUCGGCGGCGACCUGAGGGACAAGUACGAUCCAUACAGGGUCACCUUCUCCUUCAUCCCUCUCAAAGGGCACGAGUCCCACAAAUGCAUUGCUGAGUGGAAGGUCGAGUUCGAGCCACUCUCACCUUCAACCCCUCCCCCGGAACAGGCCAGAGAUGCGGCUCUGGGCUUCCUCAGGUCAUUUGACAAGUUUGAACUCUCCUCCUACUAGCACCACCACUGUCUGUCUGUCAACCAACAUGGCCUCACAGACAUCCUCAAAUAAACAAUAAUCUUCUGUAUCGGGUGUUGUAAUUAUCAAGAAUUGUUGUUUUGGUGGUGAUGGUGGUAAAUGAAAUAACUUGCCGCUCUUCUUUGCCUCUC